AUGAACUUUGAGGACGUGGCCAUUGCCUUCUCUCAGGAGGAGUGGGGGCUUCUUGAUGAUGCUCAGAGACAUCUGUACUGUGAUGUGAUGCUGGAAGUGUUUGAACUUUUAUCAUUCGUAGGUCAUUGGCAUAAAAUGGAUGAUGUGGAGGCCUAUUCUGAACACAGUGUAUCUGCAGGAGAGUCUCAGGUCAGGGCUUCCAAGACAGCUGCAGCCACCCAGAGGACCCAUCUGUGUAAGCCGUGCUUCUCAGUAUUAAAAGAUAUUUUGCACCUGAGUGAGUUACAAGUGGUUUACUUUGAGAAGAAUGUGUUCUUAAGUGAUGCAUGUGUGAGAGACUUGUGUUUCAGUGCAAACCCUCACCAGCAACAGAAGGAUGCCAGUGGAGAGAAGCCCUGGAAAGAAGAUAUGGAGAGUGCCUCGCUUGUGACAAGUUGCUGCUUCUACUUAUCUGGAGUGCCUGAAGCCACUAUGGAGGUUGGGGAAGACUCCCCAGGGUUUCUCCAGCACCAGGCCACUCUUAACACUGAGGAGCCACACAGUAACAAUGAGAUUUCACAAGAAUUUCUCAGUGGAAAAAGACAUCACCAGUGGGUUGAAUGUGAAACAGCUGUCAGCCAGAAACAGAAAGUUGCUUAUGAGAAAGGUCUCUGCUCUGAAGAUAUGAUUGAUGAGUAUAAUAAAUGUGGGGAAGUGUGUAGACGAAUCUUCAACCACCUUCAACACAGGAGAGUUCACACUACAGAAAAGCCCUACGAGUGUACUGAUUGUGGGAAGGUCUUCAGUGAAAGCACUGCUCUCAUUAAACACAACAGAGUUCACAAUAGAGAAAAGCAGUAUAAGUGUAGUGACUGUGGGAAGUCCUUCAGUCAAAGGUCUGACUUCACUGGACACCGCAAAAUUCACACUGGAGAAAAGCCAUAUGAGUGUAGUGAAUGUGGGAAGUCCUUCAGUCGAAGGUCUGACUUCACUGUACACCAUAGAGUUCACACUGGAGAAAAGCCAUAUGAGUGUAGUGAAUGUGGGAAGUCCUUCAGUCGAAGGUCUGACUUCACUGGACACUGCAGAAUUCACACUGGAGAAAAGCCAUAUGAGUGUAGUGAAUGUGGGAAGUCCUUCAGUCGAAGGUCUUACCUCACUCUACACCACAGAGUUCACACUGGAGAAAAGCCAUAUGAGUGUAGUGAAUGUGGGAAGUCCUUCAGUCAAAGGUCUUACCUCACUCUACACCACAGAGUUCACAGUGGAGAAAAGCCAUAUGAGUGUAGUGAAUGUGGGAAGUCCUUCAGAGAAAGAUCUCACCUCAGUAGACACCACAGAGUUCACACUGGAGAAAAGCCAUAUGAGUGUAGUGAAUGUGGGAAGUCCUUCAGUCAAAGAUAUCACCUUACUGUACACCACAGAGUUCACACUGGAGAAAAGCCAUAAUUAUGCAGGGAAUGUUUUCUUUUUCUCACUUAUUAUAAGAACACUUAAGGGGCUCUAUGGGACCCUUUACAUGAAUGCAAACCCCUUUUAUGGGAACAUACACUUGCUAGGUUCCUCAUAAAUUUGAGGUACCAGUGAGACUUGAAGGAGCUGCAUUGUACUUGCUAACAUGCCUAGAUCUACAACCCAAAUGAUGUCAAACCUGGCUCACCUGUGGAGUGUGCAUUGGUCAUCAUUCCUGGGUGUUCAGGGGACUGUAUUCUUUGUUUUCACUUUUGUUUGAAGUAAUUAUGGUUCCUCCAAGCUCUUGGCAGUAUCUUUAUUCAUUUGCCUAUGACUAGAAAAUGGACCUGACCCAGGAUUCAUCCAGAGCACCAGUUCUCUGCUAAGAAGUGCUACCUCUUUCAGGGAUCUAGUGGUACUCACAUUAUGCUUUGAUAAAUUUUGGGGGGAUUCUUAUUCACCAACCUGUAAACCGCUUGCUCUCCUCUGCUCUAGUUUAGGAUCUUUUUUUAAGGUUUGUUUACAUUUGUCCUUUAAUUUUGGUUUUAUUCGUGGCCACAGAUGAUUUGCAAACACAAAUGUGAUAUGUCUGCAUGCAGAGAUGAAUAGAUAUUGUGUCUAUCCCAAAGUUUAUGUGGUUUAGAAGGGAGAGCAUUAUGGCAGGAAAUCACUUUUUGUCCAAUAUUGACUUAUUAUUUACUGCAGCCCAUGGCCUUGAAAUAAAGAACACAUGACUUUGUGCAUUUAAUCUGCAGCCUAGUGCCUUAUUGGUGAGGGCAAAGAUCACUCUGAAGGUCACUCUGCUUCUGUGACCAAUAUGAAUCAUGUUCUCUGUUCACAGUAUGUAUUACAUAAGCUUCAGCAGUGUUUAAGGAGCCUGCUCUCCAUGUACUGCAAAGGAGCCAUGUUCCAGGAAGUAUGGAAUUUCAUAGGCUGGUGUCAUAUUGUAAGACUCUGAGGUGGAACCACAAUUACGACAGAAAAACUGUUUCUAUAGUGAGUGGGAAAGCCUGCAGUAAAUUAGAUCAAAAGGGCCUCUACUAAACAUGAGGCCAUGGAUGUCCCAGGGCCUGUGGCUUGUGUGACCUUUAUGUACAGACAUUCUCAGGAGUUCCAAAACUGUUUCAUGUAGCUGACGUCAUUGGCAUAUAAAACAAUCUAAUGCUAUUGUGUAUUCCCCUGGCCCCUCUAGAGUGUUUACAUAAGGUAGUUGCUCAACAGGCAAGAAGUCAAAGCUAGAGGAUGGAUAAUCCUGCAAUUUGUCCCAGGAUGUGUCUUUUGUAAGCAGUCAGCAUUCCUGUUGAAUUUCAUGGCAAUAGUUUUUUUGUGUGUUUUUUAAGUAUAUAUUUUUAUGAUUUUGGAG
This is a messenger RNA of Myotis lucifugus (little brown bat), 2794 nucleotides long. Its product is annotated as zinc finger protein OZF-like. The coding region runs from base 1 to 1428 and encodes 475 amino acids. NCBI's taxonomy places the organism in Eukaryota, Metazoa, Chordata, Mammalia, Chiroptera, Vespertilionidae. Gene Ontology annotation, biological process: negative regulation of transcription by RNA polymerase II. The transcript is spliced from 2 exons. The record is from RefSeq and is a predicted model, not a curated record. Gene Ontology annotation, molecular function: DNA-binding transcription repressor activity, RNA polymerase II-specific.